AUGACAAACAUCCUCGGAGUGACCGAGAUGAGCUUAUCUACCAAUCAAGAAAGGUCAGUGACAGUGAUGGAGAAAAAGAGAUUGGUGUGGAAAGUAGAAGGCUCUUCUGGAGAAUCCAAGGUGGUUAGGGGAGGAGCUGUUGAUCCUGUAGAGCUGCUAGUGGAACUUGCUCCCAUGGAGAUCCGCAUUUUUGUCGUUGACUUAUUGUCUCACCCAUGGUGUUUGAUGCCUGAAAGAUUGGGGGCAUUCGGCAUUGGACGAGGAUCAUAG
Ilex paraguariensis (yerba mate) is the source of this 270-nucleotide messenger RNA. The record is from the annotation of a GenBank genome assembly. Lineage: Eukaryota; Viridiplantae; Streptophyta; Magnoliopsida; Aquifoliales; Aquifoliaceae.